Monomorium pharaonis (pharaoh ant) is the source of this 9602-nucleotide messenger RNA. RefSeq names its product spectrin beta chain (gene beta-Spec). NCBI's taxonomy places the organism in Eukaryota, Metazoa, Arthropoda, Insecta, Hymenoptera, Formicidae. The transcript is spliced from 13 exons. Bases 188 to 7384 code for a protein of 2398 amino acids. Gene Ontology annotation, molecular function: phospholipid binding; actin filament binding; structural constituent of cytoskeleton. Gene Ontology annotation, cellular component: cell projection; plasma membrane; cortical actin cytoskeleton. Gene Ontology annotation, biological process: actin cytoskeleton organization; neuron development. The record is from RefSeq and is a predicted model, not a curated record.
UUGCGCGCCGGUCGAGUGUGUGGACGGGCGGAUCGGUGUUGGAUCGUUAUUUGGUGGUAUUUUGGUGUACCGAGCCGGGGACUUUUAUGCGAGUUGCGUGGCGGGACGGUGCCGCGGGGUGUCCUUACGCGAGGGUACACCCUUUUUAAGGGUUCGGUAGAAGUGAGCUGUUGGUCUGAUUGACAAAAUGACGACCGACAUCUCGGUGGUGCGCGGGGGUUGGGACCCCACGCUACAACAAGAGAUUGUCGACGAGUACGAAUACGACGGGGGAAACUCGAGUUCGCGACUUUUCGAACGCUCACGCAUCAAGGCACUAGCUGGUGAGCGUGAAUUAGUGCAAAAGAAGACCUUCCAAAAAUGGGUCAACUCCCACUUAGUCCGAUGUUCGUGCCGAAUCGGCGAUCUGUACGUCGAUCUGCGAGACGGCAAGAUGCUGAUAAGGCUGUUAGAGAUCUUGUCGGGAGAGCGUCUACCGCGCCCAACUAAGGGCAAGAUGCGCAUCCAUUGCCUGGAAAACGUGGAGAAGGCGUUACAAUUUCUGCGCGAGCAGAGGGUACACCUGGAGAACAUGGGUUCUCACGACAUUGUCGAUGGAAAUCCGCGUCUCAGUCUGGGUCUCAUCUGGACAAUAAUCCUGCGAUUCCAGAUUCAGGACAUCACGAUUGAGGAGACAGACAACCAGGAGACCAAGUCCGCCAAGGACGCGUUAUUAUUAUGGUGUCAGAUGAAGACCGCGGGUUAUCACAACGUGAACGUAAGAAAUUUCACGACAUCGUGGCGAGACGGUCUGGCGUUCAAUGCGAUCAUACACAAGCACCGUCCAGAUUUGAUUCAGUUCGACAAACUUUCCAAGUCGAAUGCGAUCUACAAUCUCAACAAUGCCUUCAACGUCGCGGAGGACAAGCUCGGCCUCACGAAACUGCUGGACGCCGAGGAUAUCUUUGUCGAUCAUCCGGACGAAAAAUCCAUCAUAACGUACGUCGUCACGUAUUAUCAUUAUUUCUCGAAGAUGAAACAGGAGACCGUGCAAGGUAAGAGAAUUGGCAAAGUGGUCGGUAUCGCGAUGGAGAACGAUCGUAUGAUACACGAGUACGAGAGUCUCACCAGUGAUUUGCUGCGCUGGAUCGAAGCCACGAUAGAGGCGCUUGGCGAUCGUAGGUUCGCGAAUUCCCUGGUAGGAGUCCAAUCACAACUUUCGCAAUUCUCGAAUUAUCGCACGGUAGAAAAACCGCCCAAGUUUGUCGAAAAAGGUAAUCUCGAGGUAUUGUUAUUCACUCUGCAAUCGAAAAUGCGCGCAAAUAAUCAGAAACCCUAUACGCCCAAAGAGGGCAAGAUGAUAUCCGACAUUAACAAGGCAUGGGAGAGGUUAGAGAAGGCUGAACAUGAGCGGGAAUUGGCCCUGCGCGAAGAAUUGAUUCGACAAGAGAAGCUGGAGCAAUUGGCAGCAAGAUUUAACCGAAAAGCUAGCAUGCGCGAGACAUGGUUGUCGGAAAAUCAGCGAUUGGUAUCGCAGGAUAAUUUCGGCUUUGAUCUCGCUGCUGUGGAAGCCGCCGCAAAGAAGCACGAAGCUAUAGAGACUGAUAUCUUUGCCUAUGAAGAACGUGUACAAGCCGUCAUGGCAGUCUCGCAAGAGCUCGAAGCGGAGAAUUAUCAUGACAUUGAGCGUAUCAACGCUCGUAAGGAUAAUGUGUUGCGGUUAUGGAAUUAUCUUCUAGAAUUAUUGCGCGCCAGGCGAAUGCGGUUGGAACUCUCCUUGCAGCUACAGCAGAACUUCCAAGAAAUGUUGUACAUAUUGGACAGCAUGGAGGAGAUUAAGAUGCGACUGUUGACAGACGAUUACGGUAAACAUUUAAUGGGCGUGGAAGAUCUGUUGCAAAAGCACUCUCUCGUCGAAGCAGAUAUCAAUGUGCUUGGCGAAAGAGUCAAGGCCGUUGUUCAACAGAGUCAGAGAUUCCUAGAGCAUGGAGAAGGCUAUCGACCGUGCGAUCCGGCCAUUAUUGUCGAGCGCGUGCAACAACUGGAGAACGCGUACGCCGAGUUGGUGCGGUUAGCGAUCGAACGUCGUACCAGGCUCGAGGAAUCUCGGAAACUCUGGCAGUUUUAUUGGGAUAUGGCCGACGAGGAGAAUUGGAUAAAGGAGAAGGAACAGAUUGUAUCCACGGGCGAUAUCGGUCAUGAUUUGACCACUAUCAAUUUGUUGCUGUCCAAGCACAAGGCAUUGGAGAACGAGAUACAAUCGCACGAACCGCAGUUAAUGUCGGUCGCAGCGGUUGGCGACGAAUUGGUUCGACAACAACAUUUUGGCUCUGAUCGUAUUCAGGAAAGACUUCAAGAGAUUCUCGGAAUGUGGAAUCAUCUGUUGGAUCUUGCGGCUUUCAGAAGGCAGCGGCUCAUAGAGGCUGUUGACUAUCAUCAGCUUUUCGCGGACGCAGACGACAUAGAUAUCUGGAUGUUGGACACUUUGAGACUCGUUUCGUCAGAGGAUGUCGGUAGAGACGAGGCAAAUGUGCAAUCGUUGUUGAAGAAGCACAAGGACGUAACGGACGAGCUUAAGAAUUAUGCCGCGACUAUCGAUCAACUUCAUCAGCAAGCGUCCACGUUGGGCGAACAGGACGCUAAAUCGCCAGAAGUCCUCGAGAGAUUGAAUUCGAUAGAUAACAGAUACAAGGAGCUUCUCGAGUUGGCGAAGUUGCGUAAACAGAGACUAUUGGACGCGCUCUCGCUAUACAAAGUAUUCAGCGAGACCGACGGAGUCGAACAGUGGAUCGGUGAGAAGAAUAGAAUGCUGGAUACGAUGGUGCCCGUUAAGGAUAUCGAAGAUGUUGAGAUCAUGAAACACCGUUAUAACGGCUUUGAAAAAGAGAUGAAUGCGAAUGCAUCUCGCGUCGCUGUGGUUAAUCAACUGGCGAGACAAUUGCUGCAUGUCGAACAUCCGAACUCUGAACAGAUAAUCGCGCGACAAAACGAGUUGAAUCAGAAAUGGGCCGAGUUGCGCGAGAAGGCUGAGAAUAAGCGCGAGGAACUGAACUCCGCACAUGGCGUACAGACAUUCCACAUCGAAUGUCGCGAGACUGUGUCCUGGAUCGAGGAUAAAAAGCGAAUCCUGCAGCAGACUGACAGUUUGGAAAUGGAUUUGACUGGUGUGAUGACAUUGCAGCGCAGACUCAGCGGUAUGGAGCGCGAUUUGGCGGCUAUUCAAGCUAAAUUAGACGCUCUGGAGAAAGAGGCGGAAGUCAUACAGAAAGAACAUCCAGAGGAAGCUGCAGUAAUACGCGAGAGAAUUGCGCAGAUUCACCUGAUUUGGGAGCAAUUGACGCAGAUGCUGAAAGAGCGUGAUGCCAAGCUUGAAGAAGCCGGAGAUCUGCAUCGGUUCUUGCGCGAUCUUGAUCACUUCCAAGCGUGGCUCACGAAAACGCAAACUGAUGUUGCCAGCGAAGACACGCCGACCAGUCUUGCCGAUGCUGAAAAGUUGCUUACUCAGCAUCAAAACAUCAAGGAGGAAAUCGACAAUUACAGGGACGAUUAUCAGAAGAUGAUGGAGUAUGGCGAGCGACUGACGACGGAGGCCGGCGACGGCGACACGCAGUAUAUGUUCUUGCGUGAGCGAUUAAACGCGUUGAAGAUGGGUUGGGAGGAAUUGCAUCAGAUGUGGGUGAAUCGUCAGAAUUUACUAUCCAACUCCCUGAAUCUACAGGUGUUCGAUCGAGACGCACGUCAAGCGGAGGUGCUUUUAUCGCAGCAGGAACAUAUUCUUGCCAAGGACGAGACGCCGGCGAACUUCGAACAGGCAGAGCACAUGAUCAAGCGACACGAAGCCUUCAUGACCACUAUGGACGCCAACGACGAGAAAAUCAAUUCGGUGGUACAGUUCGCCGGACGUUUGGUCGAUGAAGAACACUUUGCAGCUGAUAAGGUGAAGAAGAAGGCUGAGAACAUUAGUGAGCGUCGACGAGUUAAUCGCGAGAAAGCCAUUUUACUGAUGGAGAAACUUAAGGAUCAACUUCAGCUGCAGAUGUUCUUACAAGAUUGCGAGGAACUCGGUGAAUGGGUGCAAGAGAAACAUAUCACUGCUCAAGAUGAGACAUACAGAAGCGCGAAAACUAUUCACAGCAAAUGGACUCGUCAUCAAGCAUUCGAAGCGGAAAUUGCUAGCAACAAAGACCGCCUGCAGCAAUUGCAGCAAGCCGCAGAGGAAUUGAUUCAGCAAAAACCAGAUCUGGCGGAAAUUAUUAAACCGAAAGUAACUGAAUUGGCGGAACAAUUUGUCGAGCUAGAGACCACGACUCACGAUAAGGGCGAACGAUUGUUUGAUUCGAACCGCGAGGUAUUGAUUCACCAAACCUGUGACGAUAUUGAUUCUUGGAUGAAUGAACUGGAGAAGCAAAUAGAGAGCACCGACACCGGUUCCGAUCUGGCAUCCGUAAAUAUAUUAAUGCAGAAACAACAGAUGAUCGAGACUCAAAUGGCAGUGAAAGCGAAACAGGUUACUGAGCUGGAUAAACAGGCAGAACACUUGCAACGUACAGUACCCGAUGACAAGAUGGAGGAGAUUAAGUGCAAGAAAGAGAAGGUUGCCCAGAGAUUUGCUCAGCUCAAGGCACCACUCAUCGAUCGUCAACGGCACCUCGAGAAGAAGAAAGAGGCCUUCCAAUUCCGACGCGACGUCGAGGAUGAGAAGUUAUGGAUUGCAGAAAAGAUGCCGCAGGCAACUAGCUCCGAGUACGGAAACUCGCUGUUUAAUGUUCAUAUGCUAAAGAAGAAGAAUCAGUCAUUGCGCACGGAAAUUGAAAAUCACGAGCCCAGAAUCAAUUUGGUAUGUAAUAACGGUCAGAAAUUGAUUGAUGAGGGUCAUGAAGAUAGUCCCGAAUUCCAAAAACUGAUAUCCGAGUUAACGGAGAAGUGGCGCGAAUUGAAGGACGCAGUUGAUGACAGAAACAAGCAUCUGCUGCAGAAUGAAAAAGCACAACAGUACUUCUUUGAUGCUACUGAGGCCGAGUCAUGGAUGAGCGAGCAAGAGUUGUAUAUGAUGGUCGAGGAUCGCGGAAAAGAUGAAAUUUCUGCACAGAACCUAAUGAAGAAGCACGAGUCGCUUGAACAUGCGGUCGAAGAUUACGCAGAGACGAUUCGUCAGCUAGGCGAGACCGCUAGGCAGCUAAUAAAUGAUCAACAUCCAUUGGCCGAUCAAAUUGCCGUAAAACAGUCGCAGGUGGAUAAAUUGUAUGCUGGCCUGAAAGAUCUGGCGGGCGAGCGACGCGCCAAACUCGACGAGGCACUUCAAUUGUUUAUGCUGAAUCGAGAAGUCGAUGAUCUCGAACAAUGGAUCCAGGAGAGAGAACUGGUCGCCGGUAGUCACGAGUUGGGUCAGGAUUACGAUCAUGUGACGUUGCUGUGGGAGAGAUUCAAGGAGUUCGCGCGCGACACCGAGGCGAUCGGUUCCGAGCGAGUGGAGGCCGUGAAUGGCAUCGCCGAUUCUCUUAUCGCUACCGGGCAUUCUGACGCGGCGACAAUUGCCGAAUGGAAAGAUGGCUUGAAUGAGGUCUGGCAGGAUCUGCUGGAACUGAUCGAGACGCGCACGCAAAUGUUGGCGGCCAGUCGCGAAUUGCACAAAUUCUUCCACGACUGCAAGGAUGUUCUUGGCAGAAUUCUGGAGAAACAAAACGCCAUGUCCGACGAAUUGGGUCGCGACGCCGGCUCGGUGUCAGCCCUUCAACGUAAACACGCCAAUUUCAUUCAGGAUCUGUCUACGUUGCAGAAUCAAGUGACGCAGAUCGAGGAAGAAUCCGCCAAACUGCAAGCAAGCUAUGCAGGCGACAAGGCGCGAGAGAUUACGAAUCGUGAGGCCGAGGUCGUAGCGGCGUGGAACAACUUGCAAUCGUUAUGCGAGGGCAGACGAACCAAAUUAGAGGAUACAGGUGAUCUCUUCAGAUUCUUUAAUAUGGUCAGAACCUUGAUGAUCUGGAUGGACGAUGUUGUGCGUCAAAUGAAUACUUCCGAAAAACCGCGCGAUGUCGCCGGAGUCGAAUUACUGAUGAACAAUCAUCAGAGUUUGAAGGCGGAGAUUGACGCCCGGGAGGAUAAUCUCAUGGCGUGCAUUACUCUCGGGAAAGACCUGUUGGCUAGGAAUCAUUAUGCCAGUGCGCAGAUAAAAGAGAAACUGGCGGCAUUAACCGAUCACAGGAACGCACUGUUACACCGAUGGGAGGAACGUUGGGAGAACUUGCAACUUAUUUUGGAAGUUUACCAAUUUGCCCGAGAUGCGGCAGUUGCUGAAGCAUGGUUAAUAGCUCAAGAGCCGUAUCUUAUGAGCCAGGAGCUUGGUCAUACUAUCGACGAAGUUGAGAAUUUAAUCAAGAAACACGAGGCUUUCGAAAAAUCGGCAGCUGCACAAGAGGAAAGGUUUAGUGCCUUGCACCGACUUACUACUUUCGAAUUGAAAGAACUAAAACGACGAGAGCAAGAAAGAGAGGAAGAAGAAAGACGCAAGAAGGAGGAAGCAGCGGCGGCGGAGGCUGCACGUUUAGCCAAGGCGACGCCUGUUACUAGUCCAGAUGAACCACCUAGCGAAAGAGCCGAAACCGACGGGGCAAUGAGUGGAGAACGCGGAGAAGAUGAUGGACACGCGGCACAUCGCAAGGCUUCUACACGUACACCACAGCCUCAAGACAAGCCCAAGGAAGUGCAUGCACAAAGACCUAGACAGCUGUCUUUCCGGGAAGGAGAUGGAACUCAGCCUGUCACGCCAACAUCUGUGAAAACUCCGCCGCAUGGUACCCGCACGCCGACAACUCCGAAAGGCUCCGAGGCUUCCAGGCGUAAGGAACGAAGUCGCAGCAAGUCGCCAUUCAGAAGCUUCCGCUGGAGAAAAUCUGCCAAGUCGCCGAGUUUAGAUCGCAGUGGCGUGAGUGAUGAUGAGCACAGUAUUCCUGAACCACGAAGUCCGGGCGACGACGAGUUCGAGGGACCGUUGCAACGGAAACACGAAUGGGAAAGUACGACGAAAAAGGCGUCUAAUCGCUCUUGGGACAAAGUGUACAUGGUCGUGCGCGGGCAGAGCUUAUGUGUAUAUAAGGAUCAGAAGUCGUACAAAGCCUCGCCCGAUCAAUCAUACAAAGGAGAGGCUCCUCUUGACUUACGAGGCGCGACUAUUACUGUAGCGAGUGAUUAUACUAAGAAGAAACAUGUCUUCCGAGUCAAGUCGCAAAGCGGAUCCGACUUCCUGUUCCAGGCCAAAGACGAUACCGAGAUGAAUGACUGGGUGUCCGCAUUAAAUCAAGCGGCACAAGGAACAUCAGGUGCAGGCACAUCUAGGGCUCACACCUUGCCAGCCCCGACACAAGCCGAAACUAAGCGGCGUAGUUUCUUCACUCUCAAGAAAAACUAAACUGGAGCAGUGAAGUACGGUGUAAAGCCGCUCGUAAUGCGUCUACACAACAUCGUGUUUAUGAGAAAAAUGUUUCGUCGCUCUACAUGGUUAAAGCAACGCUAAUAUAAAAUUAGAGAAGACGUGGCCACAUGGUGUUAUGAAAUGAAUUGAAGGACGGAGAUUGAACGAGUCUUUGAAAACGCCUACUUUCGAAGAACAGAGAUAUUUAAUGGUUAUACGUUGAUAUUUACAAAAUGUAGGCUAUUGAAAGUCUAACUAAAUUCGGUUCUUCAAUGAAUUUUGGACACUUUGCAAUAUUGCUAGUUGAAGAACAAGUGACAUUUUCGAUGUCCCACGUUAGCGUGAUCAGACUUUUGACACGGAAUUUAAGUUUUAUUAUAUUUUACGUGUAUACAUAUAUACACAUAUAUAUGUAUAUAUGUAUAUAUGUAUAUAUAUUGUCACGCAUCUUAAUGGACGAUUAUUUCCUUAUCGGAAACGAUGAUAAGAAUAAUGUCUUCUUUGUGGUACAAAGUAUUUUAUAAGUUGCUGCAAUGUUUUUACAUUCGGCAAUUUUUUUAAAGAACGUUAUUCGAUAGAAGACGAUAGCGCAAUCUUGUUGAGUCUGUAAAGAACGUGGAUUGGAGGAGAUAUAUCUUAGUCAUGAUUUACGAUGAUUUUUAUAAUUACUCUACUUUAUGAUGAAUUCAGAUUUUUAAUGCAUUUUAUUGCAUUUUACACGAGUUCUCGUGCUACAGAGCAGAUAUAAUCUCCGACAAUGCGGAAAGAAGGGCGAGAACGAUUCCAGUCGUAUUGAUCGCUUAGGAUAUAUCGCUUUCAUUAUCAUAUUAUCGCACCGCAGUAUUUUACUUGACUUCUUUUCCUGCAAACAUGUCUGUUUGCGUUUGGAUGACUGCCAUAUAUUUUAAGAGCCACACUAACUUGGGACAUAAUAUUAUAUAAACUAGCUUUUAACAAAUUGUUAAAUAUGCAGCGCGCCCUAAGGGAAUAACGCAUUGAAGAAUUAUAAAGAAAGAUGUAUAACUAACAAGAGAGAGUUUUCCCCCUCCCCUUCCCUUUCUCUCAUACGAUCCCGUAUAUCACACGAUUCUAUAAAAUUGCAAAAGUAUUUAAAAAUCUUUUAGACUCGCGCAAAUGGUACAGUUUGUAUUAAGUGAGCGCUUACGGUAAAUUAUUAUAGCCGUAUUAUAUCACUGUUGCGAAUUACUUUUGUACCUCACUUGAUUCCGACUCGACAUUUGGCGGACUAUACAUUACUCCUUUCGUAAUUGUUAACUUUCUUUUUUAAUAUUUAUCACAUUUAUUUCGUUUUCCUUUGUUUUUUCAUAGACUAUAGUCUCUAUUUGAAAGUUUAAGAACCUCUCUUUGCUUCAGAAAAAUUUUUAGUUUAAUAAUAGUUUAAAUUUUGGAGGAACUGUAAUUGUUGUUUUUGAUAAUACGCGAGAAAAUGUUAAAUUUUAUUCACUUUUCAACUCGAUGCGACUCUAUUAAUCAAUCGAUCCGGUGUGUGUACUUUGUCUCCUCGAAACAUAAUCUGCGAUAUAGUCUCUUUAUGACGUCAAGUAUUUGGGAUGUUUAAGUUCGUCUAGAAAUUGUAUCGUCAAGUAAGCUUAAUUAUCAAGAGACUUGUAUAUACAGAGUUAUAUACACGCUCAUAUACACACACACACAUACACACACAUAUACAUGUCCGCGAAAAUGAUUCUAAUCAAAAUCGAUCACUCGCUUUUAUAAUUUCGUGCAUGUGCAUUUAGCGAAAAAACAUUAAAUAUCUGAGUCGCAUUGUUAAGUAAACACAACAUUUGGUAUGUCAUAGCUAUGUGUUUUAUAUAUAAAUAUAUAAAUAUAUAUAUAAAUAUAUAAAUACAGAACGAUAAAGAGCAUUAAGUUAUAAGAAAUAAAAAUUAUUAUAAUAGAUUAUAUAUAUAUAUAAAAUAAUUGUCGAAUUUUUGACAUAACGUGAUUUUUUUCGUUUUAAAACGACCUAAUAUAUAUGUUUCCAAUAAAUGUCUUGAGAUAUAUUAUCGGUGAUUAUCAAUGAGAUUAAAUAAAAAUUUCUUUAAGCAUUUACCUGGUCGCUUUAAUACGAAAAGAAUAUACAAUAUGCAUCAUUUAAUACUCGCUUAAAUUAAACUUUUGGUUGUAUAUUUCAGAUUGUUAUUCUCUCCGUUAGAACGUAUUUGCGGCACAGUAUUUUGCUCCAGCGAAAAAAAAA